AUGGCAAAAGCAGGUGGCCUGCUGGGCACUCUCAUUGCCAUUGCGCUUGGCUUGACCCUGUGUAUGAUGGCCCAGCAGUGCUUCUUGGCGUCAGCACCGAUCCCGGCGGAGGGGGGCAAUGCUGUCAGCGUGCAGCCACGCCUUGCACAGGUGGAUCUGGACCACCAGCACAUGCUAUCGCUCAUGGAAGGUGAUUUCGCGGCUGCCUCCCUUUUCGCUGGUCCCGAAGUUCCUUCACUUUUCGAAGGUGCAGACCGGGAUAUCAAGGUUACAAUGUUCAACAAGAAGCGAACCAAACGAGAUCGAAGUGAGGGUUGGACCUUCCGCAAGAAGUUCCGCAGUUGCUCUCUCCUUGCCCGUGCUGCCACGGUGAAGGGUCGAAAGAUCCUGAAGAAGCGCAUGUGGCGUGGCAAGAAAGUGCUUGCGCCGGGUGACUACUGCAACUAUAAAAUGAUGAGAGUCAAGAACCUGCGGUGA
Messenger RNA from Symbiodinium natans, 477 nucleotides. The record is from the annotation of a GenBank genome assembly. NCBI's taxonomy places the organism in Eukaryota, Dinophyceae, Suessiales, Symbiodiniaceae.